AACAUGGCGGACGGACGAUGUGAACGUUUGAGUUGUAAAGAGCAGGUCAUCUUAAUAAUUUUGUAGAUUAAAACUCACAGCAUGGGCAAAGAAAAGGCAGGAGCAUUAACACCAAAAGCCAUAUCGAAUAGGAUUAAAGCUAAAGGUUUGCAGAAGCUGCGAUGGUAUUGUCAAAUGUGUCAGAAACAAUGCCGAGAUGAGAAUGGAUUCAAGUGCCACACUAUGUCGGAAUCACACCAACGCCAGCUUCUGCUAUUAGCAGAAGAUGUCGACAAGUACAUGGAUACUUUCUCCAAGGAGUUCCAAGAUACUUUUCUAAAGCUUUUGAAGAGACAGUUUGGAACUCGUAGAGUGAGGGCUAAUCAAGUUUAUCAGGAUUACAUCAGUGACAGGCAUCAUACUCACAUGAAUGCAACUCAGUGGGAAACUCUAACUGAAUUUGUAAAGUGGCUGGGGAAGGAAGGACACUGCAAGGUAGAUGAAACAGAAAAAGGGUGGUUUAUUGCAUACAUCGACAGGGAUCCUGACACCAUAGAGAGGCAAAAGGCAGCUGCGGCUAAAGAAAAGAUGGAGAUGGAUGAUGAGGAAAGACGAACUAAGCUUCUGGAAAGGCAAAUUGAAAGAGAAAGAGCGAGGAAAGUAGAUGAGCCAGAACCAGUCUUCACAGAGCUCAAACGAGACAAUGAAGAGGAAAAAGUGACGUUCCUUAUGCCGGCGGCAAAGAAGAAGGAGUCUGAUCCAGGCCCCAGCGGAGCAAUGCAGUCGAGGUCAAUUGGACUGCCAAAUCCAAUUAUGUCAGCGAGUUUGAUGCCGAAGGAAAAGAAGAAAGAGAAAGAAAAAGCCAAAGAAAGUCAAAAGCGGAAAUCGGCGCUAGAGGAGAUAAUGGAAAUGGAAGAGCAAAAAAAGAUGAAGAUAAGCCGAAAGGACAACUGGAUUGCAAAAGGAAUCGUUGUGAAAAUCAUGACCAAAAAAGUUGGAGAAAAAUACUACAAAAAGAAAGGAACAAUAAAGGACAUUAAGAAUCUAUUUGUAGCCGUGAUAAAGAUGUCAGAUGGCGGAGAUGUUCUCAAAGUGGAUCAGGAACACUUGGAAACAGUCAUACCAGCCAUAGGAAAGGCUGUCUUAAUUGUAAACGGUGCCUACAGAGGAGCAAGAGCUUCGCUUGUGUCCUUGGAUGAAAAGACCUUCUCUGUAGCCGUAGAGUUGAAAGAUGGACCCCACCGAGGGAAGAGAAUUGACAGGAUCCCGUAUGAAGACAUCUGUAAGGUUGACACGUGACAGCAAGUCCCAGAGCCACAUCUUUGGUCGCGAAAAAAUGGGAAUGUCAGCGCUGAGACGUGGGAAAAACCACACAGGAUAGUUAAUGCUACUUUGUCAUACUCAACAAAUAUAUCCAAAGAAAAGUGUUUCAGCAAUCCUCGAGAAAACGUUUGCCACAGUAUUUUACAACUUGCGUCCACAAAGCCACUAAGCCAUGAAGCCAUUUUCUUUUUUGGGUAAAAAUUUGUUUGUAGAAAUAUUGUAAACAUAUUACGUCUUUUUU
Pocillopora verrucosa is the source of this 1543-nucleotide messenger RNA. Its product is annotated as DNA/RNA-binding protein KIN17. Lineage: Eukaryota; Metazoa; Cnidaria; Anthozoa; Scleractinia; Pocilloporidae. Gene Ontology annotation, cellular component: nucleus. Gene Ontology annotation, molecular function: double-stranded DNA binding. The record is from RefSeq and is a predicted model, not a curated record. Gene Ontology annotation, biological process: DNA replication; DNA damage response.